Pantherophis guttatus is the source of this 2003-nucleotide messenger RNA. It is a transcript of the gene SPEF2, whose product is annotated as sperm flagellar and cilia associated 2. Lineage: Eukaryota; Metazoa; Chordata; Lepidosauria; Squamata; Colubridae. The record is from RefSeq and is a predicted model, not a curated record. Gene Ontology annotation, molecular function: protein binding. Gene Ontology annotation, cellular component: sperm midpiece; manchette. Gene Ontology annotation, biological process: sperm axoneme assembly.
UGCCAUGGUGACGGGACGCGGAGUGGUGGCUCGAGCCGGUCUCGAGCCAAGCGGGGAAAGGGCGCGGAACUGCGGCCGCUCGCGGCCAUGACUGGCAUUCUGUGCGAUUGGCUGAAUCGGGAAGUGAAGCUCUCGCGGACAGUGGAUAUAGAAUCUUUCGCCAGAGAAUUUUCUUCUGGUUAUCUCAUUGGAGAACUUCUAAACAAGUAUGAACUUCAGGAAGAUUUUGCUCAGUUUUCACAAAGCAGGCUUGCCAAUGCAAAACUUAACAACUUUUCUCGCAUGGAGCCCACCCUUCAACUUCUGGGUGUACAGUUUGACCAAAAUGUAGCCCGAAACAUCAUGACAGAGCAGCAUGGAGCUGCUAUCAAACUUGUGUACCAAUUGUAUGUGGCCCUAGAGAAAAAGAAAAAAGCAGGGCUCACUGGAGUUGCCAUGGAUGCAAUGCGACCUUCGGCUAAUGCAAAGCUUAAAAGUGUAGGAACCGAAAUAUAUCGUGAGAGACUCAAAACACUAGUACCCCGCCAAGCAGACCUCUCACUCCAACAAAUUUCAGACAGCUUUCAAAACAAAGCCAAGAUCUUGGAAAGUAAGGUAGCUGACAUGCACUUUGUGAAGCAACAGCAAGCCAAACAGAUCCAGGAGGAAAAAAAGGCUGAAGAACUUGAAAGGAAAAUUGCAGAAAAACGCAGGCAGAAUGAAAUCAUGGCCAAGAUUCAAGCAGCAGUUAUCCAGAUUCCAAAACCAUUUCCACAGCAUACGGACAAAGUGAUUGAAGACCAAAAAUUGCAGAAGAAGAAGAAGGAAGCAGAAACCACAUACACUGAAAUUAGGAACUUCGAAAAACAAAUGAGGAAAGAGGCUGUUGUACCUGCCAAACUCACAGAGAGCAUGAUGAAUGCAAUAAAGCAAGAACUAGCUACGGCAAAACCAGUCAUUACUGACCUACUGAACACCUACUCGGAUGAUGAAUAUAUUAGGAAAAUUCAGAAACGUCUUGAGGAGGAUACCUUUGCUCGAGAACAACGGGAGAAGAGAAGGAGAAAGAUGUUAAGGGAGCAACUCAUAGCUCAUGAAACACAAGAAGAGGCCUAUAGAGAAGAGCAGCUUAUCAACCGACUUAUGAGACAGUCCCAGCAAGAGCGGAGAAUAGCUGUUCAACUUAUGCAUGUGAGGCAUGAGAAAGAAGUCCUGUGGCAAAACAGAAUUUACAGAGAAAAGCAGUUUGAGGAAAGACGCCUCAAAGAAUUUCAAGAAGCUCUUGAUAGGGAGGAGGCUCUUGCAAAACAAGAAAAAAUUGAACUUGCAGAACAGGCCCUUAGAGAAAAACAACUGCAUGCAAAACUUGCUGCUGAAAGAGCUGAGGCUCGCUAUAAGAAGCAUUACGAAAUUUGCUGGGAGGUGGUUGAACAAAUCAUUGAUUUAGCAACUAAAAUAGGAGAAUAUAGAACACUGACAAAUAAUUUAAUUCCUGCAAAGCUAAUGCGUGACUGGAAGGAACUCUUCUUAAAAGGAAAGCCAAUUUAUGAACAAGCUGACAUCAGCGAUUUGCCAGAUGAGCCAACUCCAGAACAAUUAGUAGAACUGGACAAAAUUAAUUUGCUAGAUGAGAAAGAUUAUGAUGAAUAUAAGGUACUCCCAACUGAUACGGCCUAGUGGAAGAAUAUAUAGCUCAUAAAAUCAUUGUUCAUGAACAUCACAUUUGUUUUGUGAUUGAUGCAUAGGUUUCAUAUUAGCAUAAUAAGCAUUUUGGCAGAAUUAAAUGUACUUUAUACUCCGUUUUUCUAGGAUUUGGCAAUGCAUUGAUUUACUGCCCCUCUGGGUGUUUAUCUGUCACAGUCCAUUCCAUUGCCCCUCAUAAGCAAUAACAAUAACAUGCAAGAGCUCCGAGGUUGUGAUAUUUUAACUUAAGUAGAAAUUAAGUUGUAGUACAUUACAGUGUGCUAGAAAAUGCAAAGUAAUACACAAAGCCUGAUGUGAAAUAAACACUGUCUGUCACUGAA